Molecule: messenger RNA, 1713 nt
Organism: Fusarium sp. VM40
Lineage: Eukaryota; Fungi; Ascomycota; Sordariomycetes; Hypocreales; Nectriaceae
Source: the annotation of a GenBank genome assembly
AUGAGUAAAGAAGACGACCCAACUCACAGCGAGUCAAGACCAAACGAUCUCACACGCGAACCAACACGCGAAGAAAAAACGCGCGAGGCAAUUGACGAGGGCCACGAUGCCGACAUCCCUAGCAACAUCGGCUUCGUACCAACCCCAGGGGACGAGCACAGACGAAGACAAAGUCUCGCUAGCCAAAGACGUAUCAGCCAUGCAAGAGAGAGAGGGUCACUGGAUCAUGAAAAACACAGUAAAGAAGAUGCGUCAAUGAGAGAUGAAGAGGAGGGCUCGCAGACACAGAGUGAGAGCGACGUAGUGUGGUGGGAUGGGGAUAAAGAUCGACAGAAUCCGUAUAACUUCGCGUCUUGGAAAAAGGUUCUCAACUGCACGCUCGUGAGUGCUUUGACAUUCAUCACGCCAUUAGCAUCGUCUAUGUUUGCUCCCGGUGUCCCUCAGCUUAUGGUUGAGUUCAAUAGCCAAAGUCCUGAACUAGCAUCCUUCUGCGUAUCCGUCUACGUUCUGGGCUUCGCCGCAGGUCCCAUGCUCUUCGCUCCUCUAUCCGAGUUAUACGGCCGUCAGAUAGUCUACCACUGCUGCAAUGUGGGCUUCAUUGUCUUCGUCAUCGCGUGUGCGAAAGCUCCUUCGUUGAGCAGUCUGAUCGCGUUCCGCUUCCUGAGCGGCACAUUCGGCUCCGCCCCUAUUACGAACGGCGGCGGUACAAUCGCCGACAUGAUAGUCCAAGAGAAACGCGGUGCAGCCAUGGCAGCAUUCACUAUCGGCCCUCUGCUUGGCCCUAUUAUUGGUCCUGUUGUGGGAGGUGUUGUGACUGAUGCCCUCGGCUGGCGGUGGGUAUUCUGGAUCAUCGCCAUCAUGGCUGGCGUUUUGUCAAUCGUCUUCUUCUUUGCUUCUGAAGAGACAUACGCGCCUGUUAUUCUAGCACGAAAGACGAAAAAACUCCAAAAAGAGACCGGAAAUCCAAAUCUGCGAUCCAAACUUGAUGCUGGUCUAAGUCCAGCAGAUUAUUUCAAGCGUGGUAUUCUGCGCCCAUUCAAAAUGCUGGCUUUCUCACCCAUCUGCAUCAUCUGCGGUUUGUACGUCGGUCUCGCUUACGCAUAUCUCUAUCUCCUCUUCACCAGCCUCACGCCCCUUUUCAUGCGGAUAUACCACUUCAACACCGUACACGCAGGGCUCACGUUCCUCGGUCUUGGUGUCGGUAGUAUGCUUGGUGUGGCGUACUUCUCCUACUCGAGUGACAAGUACAUGAAAAAGAAGGCUGCUGCUGCUAAGGAGCAGGGUGUUGUUGAUCCUGCUGAGUCUAUGAAGCCCGAACAUCGUCUUCCUCCACUCAAGACCGGAGCUAUCCUGCUUCCAGCUGGAUUGUUUAUCUAUGGCUGGACUGCCGAGUAUGAGACGCACUGGAUUGUACCUAUCAUUGGAACAGCUAUUAUUGGCGUAGGAAACCUGUUGAUCUUUAUGUCUUUGCAGAUGUAUCUCAUCGAUAGUUUCACCGUCUAUGCCGCCUCGGCUCUCGCCGCCAACGCUGUGAUGCGAUCCAUUGCCGGAGCGGUGCUUCCUCUCGCUGGCCUGCCCAUGUACAAUAAGCUUGGAAUGGGGUGGGGGAACAGUCUUCUUGGGUUCAUUGCUGCUGCAUUAAUUCCUGCACCAUGGCUAUUCAUCAAGUAUGGAGAGCAUUUGAGGAAGAAGUUCGAGAUUAAAGAUUUGUAG